Molecule: messenger RNA, 471 nt
Organism: Lichtheimia ornata
Lineage: Eukaryota; Fungi; Mucoromycota; Mucoromycetes; Mucorales; Lichtheimiaceae
Exons: 3
Coding region: 1-471 (156 amino acids)
Cellular component (GO): U12-type spliceosomal complex
Molecular function (GO): zinc ion binding
Source: RefSeq, a predicted model, not a curated record
AUGCCAAAGAAAUAUUACUGCGACUUUUGCCAUUGUUCCUUUCCUGACAAUCCCACGAACCGCCAAAAACACAUUGAAGGUGCAGCCCAUCAAGCCAAUCGCAAAUUCCACUACGACUGGUUCAAAGAGCCUGAAGAAUUCAUUCGUGAGCAACAAAGCAAACCACCUUGCCGACGCUAUCUCAACCAUGGCUUUUGCGAAUAUCGACUCGACUGCCGAUACAGCCAUAUAGCGUAUGAUAUGGCGGGUCAUCCGAUUUAUCCAGCCGAGUUGAUUGAAUGGUUACAACAACGACAAGUUGCCGAUGCAUCAUCAUCACCCUCCGCCGUAUCCAUGCAACAACAACAGCAACAGCAACAGCCUGCCAAAAGAUACCGAUUACCUUCAGGAUGGAAAUUACAUGCACUUCCACCUUCCUUGAAACCACCCCCACGACAAGGAUACGAUUGGUCUGACGUUGCUACAUGGUAG